Messenger RNA from Fusarium odoratissimum NRRL 54006, 2121 nucleotides. RefSeq names its product V-type H+-transporting ATPase 54 kDa subunit. The transcript is spliced from 2 exons. Gene Ontology annotation, cellular component: vacuolar proton-transporting V-type ATPase, V1 domain; fungal-type vacuole membrane. Gene Ontology annotation, biological process: proton transmembrane transport. Lineage: Eukaryota; Fungi; Ascomycota; Sordariomycetes; Hypocreales; Nectriaceae. Gene Ontology annotation, molecular function: proton-transporting ATPase activity, rotational mechanism. The record is from RefSeq and is a predicted model, not a curated record. The coding region runs from base 797 to 1810 and encodes 337 amino acids.
GCUCCAACCAAGUCCAAGGUUCCGUUAGGUGCACCAAGCUUGACCUGUGACGCUCCACGCGGUUCAAGAUCAAGUUGGUUGCAUCACCAGCGACUUCAAACUUCAUAUUACCAGCUUCUCCAUCCUCCUCCAUCUCCAUCUCCGCUCUACUCCCUCCGAUCUCGUCACCUAGACAUAUCCUUUGGCUCAUCCCACAAAUAACCGCUCGCUGCUAGCAGCCGCGACGCUUUAAUCAUAGCUAAUCAUGUCCCUCGACCCGCCAACGUACCUGGCCUCUCUCCAGAGCAACAUCCGUCAGCGACCCAUUCCCUGGGACGGUGCUGUCAGGGCCGGCACCCUCACCGAGGAGCAAUAUGCAAAGAUUCGAGCUGUAGAUAAGGCGAAGAAGCCCGAGCAAAGAAAGGAGAUUGUGUCAGGGGAUAUUGAUGGAUAUCGCGUCUUGUUUGUUGGCGAUGAUGGAAAGACGAGUGUUCUCGAGACGGCGGGAAAGCAUGCGAAUGUGAUCCAGUACAUCCUGGUCUUGCUUGGCGACCUUCUCGAGGGUAAGAGCGUCCCUUUUAUCUUUAUGCGACACUGGGAAGUGGCAUUGAGUAGUCCAUGUCUAUCUACUAAUAGAGCGACUUCCGUCAUAAUCUCCAAUCACCAAUGCUAACAUAACAUUCUUUCAGCUGUUCCAUCUCUAGCCAAGGCCCUCUUCAAGACAAAGGAGCCUUAUCGACAUUUUUUGCCUCUGCUUAACUCGACUAAUGCCGAGGAUCCUAUUCCAUUGCUUACUGCACAUGCUCUUACCACACUCAUGGCUCUUGCUCGAGACGAGUCCCGAUCUACCCUCCAGGCUCUGCCUGUGAUUCUCACCUAUCUCUCCGGCUUGGCCAAGAGUAACGAUGCCGGCCUACAAGAUAUCGCUGUACAGGAGUAUUCGUCUCUGCUCUUUGGGCAUGUCGCAAGAGAGCAGUUCUGGAACCAGCGAAGCGAGACGAUUGCGCCCCUGAUCAAGAUUCUUCAAACUGCAGCUGGUAUCGGGAAUGGAGGCAGCUCAUCUGCUAGUCUCUGGAGCGGCAACACCGGUACCGGAUCUACUGGCUUUGGGGGUUCUCUGGGUGGAGGUGUUGGUCUCCAGCUUCUCUACCAUGCUCUCCUUGUUAUCUGGCAGAUAAGUUUUGAGGCUGAGGAGAUUGGUGAUGAACUCAACGACGAGUACGAUAUUGUCCUUCUUUACACUCACCUUCUACGAUUAUCACCCAAGGAAAAGACAACUCGAUUGAUCCUUUCUACACUCUACAACCUUCUCGAGAAAAACCAGAAAUCACUUCUACCCACCGCAGUUCUUGCUCGCCUUCCCGCUCUUCUCGAGAACAUCAGUGGUCGCCAUCUGACUGAUCCCGACUUGCUGGAGGAUCUUUCAAAGCUCAAGGAAAUGCUGGAAGAGUAUACCAAGACCAAGACCACAUUCGACGAGUAUGUUGCUGAGGUGCAGUCUGGUCACCUUCGAUGGUCGCCCCCUCACCGAAACACAGUCUUCUGGGCUGAGAAUGCCCGCAAGAUCCUCGAGUUUGAGAACGGAGAGAUUCCUCGGAAGCUGGCCGAGAUCAUGCGACAACCCUGGGAUAACGACAAGCAAGUGCUUGCCAUUGCCUGCAACGACGUUGGAUGUCUGGUGAAGGAGGUUCCCGAGAAGAGAUAUCAACUAGAGAAGGUUGGUCUCAAGAGAAGGAUCAUGGAACUCAUGCAGUCAGAUGACGAAAACGUGCGAUGGGAGAGUCUCCGAGCUCUCGGAGGCUGGUUGAAGUACAGUUUUGAGCAACAGUGAACUGUCAGAUAUCAGUCCUAGAGAAGUGUAGUGUCUGCUGGAGUGUCUUGUUUAUUACGCGGGCGUCUUGAUGUCGUCAGUUCUGGCAGGUCCGAGUUCGCAAAGCUUAGAGAAUCACAGUAGACGAGCUGAGCUGAGGAGCGGGGACAAGAGAAAGCAUCAGCUUGUAAUGGCAUACUUUUUAGUUAUUGGUAGUUUGAGCAGCAUCACCUCGACUACGAUUGUGUGUGAGAAUGAAGUGUUAAACAAUUAGAUCCUAUCCCAUGAAUUAUGUCUCACGCGGCCUUAUCAAUCAUUUAUUCUUAUCAGCA